Meloidogyne enterolobii is the source of this 837-nucleotide messenger RNA. NCBI's taxonomy places the organism in Eukaryota, Metazoa, Nematoda, Chromadorea, Rhabditida, Meloidogynidae. The record is from the annotation of a GenBank genome assembly.
AUGAUCUUCACAAGAAAGUUUGUUCAAAGUGCAAAUUCCAUCAUAGCAGGAUGUACUAUGAAGGCUGCUGCUCUUUCAACAUCUUCAAAAUUGUCGGCUUCGAGUGCUGAAGUUUCUCGAAUUUUGGAAGAAAAGAUUCUUGGACAAGAAACAAAGAUUAAUUUGGAAGAGACGGGAAGAGUACUUUCUAUUGGUGAUGGAAUUGCUCGUGUUUAUGGACUUAAAAAUAUUCAGGCUGAGGAAAUGGUGGAAUUUGAUUCGGGAAUGAAGGGAAUGGCUCUAAACUUGGAACCUGACAAUGUUGGUGUUGUCGUUUUUGGAAAUGACAAGGUUAUUCGUGAAGGAGAUAUUGUCAAACGGACUGGGGCUAUUGUUGACGUUGGUGUCGGUGAAGAAUUGUUGGGCCGCGUUGUUGAUGCUCUUGGGAAUCCAAUUGAUGGAAAACCUUUAAAAGUUUCUCAACGUUCGCGUGUUGAAGUUAAAGCUCCAGGAAUUAUUCCGCGACUUGGUGUGCGUGAGCCUAUGUUGACAGGGGUGAAAGCAGUUGACUCUUUGGUGCCAAUUGGAAGGGGACAGCGUGAAUUGAUUAUUGGAGAUCGUCAGACUGGUAAAACUGCAAUUGCUAUUGACACAAUUAUCAACCAGAAGCGUUUUAAUGCCAGCAAUGAUGAGAAGAAAAAGCUUUAUUGUAUUUAUGUUGCUAUUGGUCAAAAGCGUUCAACUGUUGCUCAAAUUGUGAAGCGACUUACUGAUGCUGAUGCUAUGAAGUUUGUUUUUUCGUGUUACAAUCAUUGUCCACUUAAGGUACACAAUCAUCGUUUCGGCUACCGCUUCUGA